AUGGUUUCAGAUGUCAAGUCCUGCACAGCUGCCAUUUUCAAUCUUGACGCAAAGUUCUUCAUCCGAGGGUAUGCAUGGGAUUCAGAGCCUGCAUGCCGCGCCCUGCUCCUUAACCCUCAAGGUGCAUACAUGAAGUUUGCGCCCGUGCUCUUCCCUCGCCCAGAACAUUUAUUCCAAGACGACUUUCUGAAAAUGUCAAAGCUCGUUUUUAUCCUGAAAGCAUCGCUUUUCGGGCGAUCCUCGCUAGCUGCCAAUGCACCCCCAACACCCAAAACCAAGGCUAAGAUAUGGGAGUUGCAUUGUGUCACUCCAGGCCUCAUUGCAGCGGCAGCAAUUGUUGCUAUCUUUAUUCUUUCUGGCGACAAAGAACUAGUCGAGAUAGGCGAUAAAUCCCAAAUCUCAUACAAGGAGUAUCACAACUAUUAUCGUCAAUCUCUGAUGACCGGUGGUGCCUGGGCAGAUAGCAUUUACACCUUCUUCAACAACUCUCUUUUUGCUACUUCUUCCUCUGCGACUACUCUCCUUGGAGACCUGAGGGGUGAGAAUACUUUGCGCGACACCUGGGAACAGGAUUUCGAGCGCGCAAUGGAAAUGGGUGGUGAUCUGCCAGAACCUGAUGUUCCUCGAGCUGCAUCACCACUCACUGAAGAAGAUGCCCCACUAUCAACUGCUAAUAGUGUGGCCAUUGACAAAACACCAAUCAUCGUCGGCACACCUCAAUCUAUAUCUGCGGCUAUGCAAGGUCUUGCUAUGGCAGAGGACUGCAAGCUAUUAAUACCACCUAUUGAUAACACAGCUGCACUCAACGAAGGCUCACAGCCACCCAUUCCUCUCGUUCAGAAGCCUAAGCCCAAGCCCAAGCCCAGGCGCAAGACUAAGGCUGGUGCUGGUGCUGAGGGCCCAGGUGCUGCUGCUGAGGAUCUUGAAGUGCGAAGGUCUGGCCGAUCGAAGAAGUAG
Messenger RNA from Suillus subalutaceus, 957 nucleotides. RefSeq lists its product as uncharacterized. The record is from RefSeq and is a predicted model, not a curated record. The coding region runs from base 1 to 957 and encodes 318 amino acids. The transcript is spliced from 3 exons. Lineage: Eukaryota; Fungi; Basidiomycota; Agaricomycetes; Boletales; Suillaceae.